This is a messenger RNA of Kluyveromyces marxianus DMKU3-1042, 1413 nucleotides long. RefSeq names its product D-3-phosphoglycerate dehydrogenase 1 (gene SER3). Lineage: Eukaryota; Fungi; Ascomycota; Saccharomycetes; Saccharomycetales; Saccharomycetaceae. Gene Ontology annotation, molecular function: NAD binding; oxidoreductase activity, acting on the CH-OH group of donors, NAD or NADP as acceptor. The transcript has a single exon. The record is from RefSeq and is a predicted model, not a curated record. The coding region runs from base 1 to 1413 and encodes 470 amino acids.
AUGGCAUUCGGUCAACAAAUUAACAACCUACAAGAAUCUUUCGAAGCCGCAAUGAACUUGUCCAAUUCCCCAGGCGCCGUCUCUACCUCGCCUACACAAUCCUUCAUGAACACUCUACCUCACAGAUUGAGUGCUGCAAAGCAACAAAAAGCUCUAAAACCCUUCUCUACCGGUGACAUCAAGAUUCUAUUGCUAGAAAAUGUGAAUCAAACCGCCAUCGAAAUAUUCAACAAGCAGGGCUACCAAGUUGAAUUCCACAAGUCCUCUUUGCCAGAAGCUGAAUUGAUCGAAAAGAUAAAGGAUGUACAUGCUAUUGGUAUUAGAUCAAAGACCAAAUUGACCGCAGAAGUUUUGAAGCACGCAAAGAACUUAGUGGUUAUUGGCUGUUUCUGUAUUGGUACAAACCAAGUUGAUCUUGAUUUUGCUGCCAAGCAAGGUAUCUCUGUGUUCAACUCCCCAUUCUCAAAUUCUAGAUCCGUUGCAGAAUUGGUUAUCGCUGAGAUUAUUACUCUUGCUAGACAAUUGGGUGAUAGAUCUAUCGAACUACAUACUGGUACCUGGAACAAGGUCUCUGCAAAAUGUUGGGAAGUUAGAGGUAAAACCCUUGGUAUUAUUGGUUAUGGUCAUAUUGGUUCUCAAUUGUCUGUUUUGGCGGAAGCUCUUGGUAUGAAUGUGUUAUACUACGAUAUCGUUACCAUCAUGAGUCUAGGUACCGCUAAACAAGUUUCAACCUUGAACGAACUUCUAAAUAAGUCUGACUUUGUGACAUGCCAUGUUCCUGCAACUCCUGAAACCAAGAACCUGCUUUCUGGUCCUCAAUUUGCCGCCAUGAAGGAUGGUGCCUAUGUUAUCAAUGCUUCUAGAGGUACUGUUGUGGAUAUCCCAGCUUUAAUUCAAGCAAUGAAAGCAGGUAAAAUCGCAGGUGCAGCUUUGGAUGUGUAUCCAAACGAACCAGCCAAGAAUGGUGCUGGUGCUUUCAGCGAUGACCUAAAUCCAUGGACCAGUGAAUUAGUCUCUCUACCUAACGUUAUCUUGACCCCACACAUCGGUGGCUCUACAGAGGAAGCACAAAGCUCAAUUGGUAUUGAAGUUGCUACCGCUUUGACCAAGUAUAUUAACGAAGGUAACACUGUUGGUGCUGUUAACUUCCCUGAAGUUUCUUUGAGAGCUCUAGAUCUAGAUCAAGAGAACACCGUCCGUGUUCUAUAUAUCCAUCAAAAUGUUCCUGGUGUUUUGAAAACUGUUAACAACAUUUUAUCUAACCACAAUAUUGAAAAACAAUUCUCUGAUUCCAAUGGUGACAUCGCUUAUUUGAUGGCUGAUAUCUCUAACGUCAACCAAAGCGACAUCAAGCAAAUUUACGACGAAUUAAACGAUACCAGUUACAAGAUCUCUAUUAGACUACUAUAUUAA